UAUUUUCCUUCUCAUGUGGCCGACUGAGUAAAACCCUAAACCCUAAAACCCCUCCAAUAAAAUCUUAACAUUUCCUCUUCAUUUCCCUUCGUCUUGCAUUUCUAAGAUCCACCUAUGGCCACCGCUGCUCUCAUCCGCUCCUUGCGACGUCGGGACGUAGCCUCCGCCCCUAUUUCUGCUUACAAAUGUUUGACUGGCAAUUUGAAACCAUCAUGGGCCCCUUCUAACGUCAGUAAUGGUUGGGCAAGUUUGUCGAGAGCUUUCAGUGCAAAACCAGCUGGAAAUGAUGUUAUUGGUAUUGACUUGGGUACCACUAAUUCAUGUGUGGCUGUCAUGGAGGGGAAGAAUCCCAAAGUCAUUGAAAAUUCUGAAGGAUCUAGGACCACCCCUUCAGUGGUUGCCUUCAACCAGAAGGGGGAGCUACUUGUGGGUACUCCAGCAAAGCGACAAGCUGUGACCAAUCCAACCAACACGGUUUUUGGAACUAAGCGUUUAAUUGGUAGGAAGUUUGAUGAUCCGCAGACCCAGAAAGAGAUGAAAAUGGUUCCAUACAAGAUUGUAAGGGCACCAAAUGGAGAUGCAUGGGUUGAGGCCAACGGGCAGCAGUAUUCCCCUAGUCAGAUUGGUGCCUUCGUUUUGACGAAGAUGAAAGAAACUGCUGAGGCUUACCUUGGAAAGACUGUUACAAAAGCUGUUAUCACUGUGCCAGCCUAUUUCAAUGAUGCUCAAAGGCAGGCAACAAAGGAUGCUGGGAGAAUUUCUGGCCUUGAUGUGCAGAGAAUCAUUAAUGAGCCCACUGCUGCUGCACUAUCCUAUGGAAUGAACAACAAGGAGGGUCUAAUAGCAGUUUUUGACCUUGGCGGUGGAACAUUUGAUGUUUCAAUCUUAGAGAUAUCUAAUGGUGUCUUUGAGGUGAAAGCAACAAAUGGUGACACAUUCUUGGGAGGAGAGGACUUUGAUAAUGCACUGCUGGAGUUCUUAGUGAGUGAAUUCAAGAGAACUGAGAGCAUUGAUCUCACAAAAGACAGGCUGGCUUUGCAGAGGCUUAGAGAAGCAGCAGAAAAGGCUAAGAUAGAGCUCUCAUCAACAGCCCAGACUGAAAUCAACUUGCCAUUUAUUACAGCUGAUGCAUCUGGUGCAAAGCAUCUAAACAUUACUCUUACCAGAUCCAAAUUUGAAACUUUGGUAAAUCACUUGAUUGAGAGGACCAGGAAUCCAUGCAAGAACUGUUUGAAGGAUGCAGGUAUAUCCACCAAGGAUGUUGAUGAGGUCCUUCUUGUUGGAGGAAUGACUCGUGUGCCCAAGGUUCAAGAAAUUGUAGCAGAGAUCUUUGGAAAGAGCCCGAGCAAAGGAGUAAAUCCUGAUGAAGCAGUUGCUAUGGGAGCAGCAAUUCAGGGUGGUAUUCUUCGUGGAGAUGUCAAAGAGUUGCUGCUCCUGGAUGUCACUCCUCUAUCUCUUGGUAUUGAGACUCUUGGUGGGAUAUUCACGAGGUUGAUCAAUAGGAAUACAACAAUUCCUACAAAGAAGAGUCAGGUCUUCUCUACGGCAGCUGAUAAUCAGACUCAGGUUGGUAUCAAGGUGCUCCAAGGUGAGCGAGAAAUGGCAUCUGACAACAAGCUCUUGGGAGAGUUUGAACUCAUGGGUAUUCCACCGGCACCUAGGGGUAUGCCUCAGAUUGAGGUGACAUUUGAUAUCGAUGCUAAUGGUAUUGUCACAGUCUCUGCCAAGGACAAAUCCACUGGAAAAGAACAACAGAUCACCAUCCGAUCAUCUGGUGGCCUUUCAGAAGAUGAAAUUGAGAAGAUGGUCAAGGAGGCUGAGCAAUUUGCACAGAAAGAUCAGGAAAGAAAGGCUUUGAUUGACAUAAAAAAUAGUGCAGACACCACUAUCUACAGCAUUGAGAAGAGUCUGGAUGAGUAUAGGGAAAAGAUUCCUGCUGAAGUUGCAAAGGAGAUCGAGGAUGCUGUUGCAGACUUGAGGAAGGCAAUGGCUGGAGAUAAUAUUGAAGAGAUCAAAUCCAAACUUGAUUCUGCAAACAAAGCUGUGUCAAAGAUUGGAGAGCAUAUGUCCAAGGGCAGUGGCGGGGACAGUGCAUCUGGAGGUUCCCAGGGUGGCGAACAGACUCCCGAGGCAGAGUAUGAAGAGGUGAAGAAGUGAUUGGCUUUAACUGUAAGCAUUGAUACUUUGAUUUGGGAGGGGUGGGUUUAAAACCACAUUCAAAAGAUGAAUCUUUGAAAUUUUUAUUCUCUUUUGAGGAUUAUGGUUUCUAGCGGUUUUGUAUCUAAAUGGAGCUUGAAUGUGCUUAGGAAAUCAGAUUGUCUUUCUUUGUUCAUUUGAAAACUGCAUAAGGGGGAAUCCCAUUUUAGUUAUAUGAGUAACCAAAGUUUUCUCCA
This is a messenger RNA of Manihot esculenta (cassava), 2393 nucleotides long. Its product is annotated as heat shock 70 kDa protein, mitochondrial. Gene Ontology annotation, molecular function: misfolded protein binding; ATP binding; ATP-dependent protein folding chaperone. NCBI's taxonomy places the organism in Eukaryota, Viridiplantae, Streptophyta, Magnoliopsida, Malpighiales, Euphorbiaceae. The transcript has 6 exons. Gene Ontology annotation, cellular component: cytoplasm; mitochondrion. The record is from RefSeq and is a predicted model, not a curated record. Bases 115 to 2157 code for a protein of 680 amino acids. Gene Ontology annotation, biological process: protein refolding; cellular response to unfolded protein.